CCCAAUCCACCACCUGAUUCUACCUACAAAAUACAAAGCGCGAGCGUACAGCGUACAGACGUAAAUUAAUUCAACACAUAGUGUUUCAAAGUAAUAGCCAUUUGUGAAGAAAUUUGCAAGCAUGACAGAUAACAAGAACGAUAAAGCAAAAGUCGAUCUUGGUUUACUCGAAGAAGACGACGAGUUCGAGGAAUUUCCCGCGGAAGAUUGGACCGCGAAAGAUGAAGAUAGCGAGGACAUCAGUGUUUGGGAGGAUAAUUGGGACGAUGACGACGUUGAAGACGAUUUCAAUCAACAGCUAAGAGCACAACUAGAGAAACAGAAAGCAAAUGAAACCAAGGAAAGUUAAUUAGAUAAUAUUCAUUAAUAUUCAUUAAUUUUAUUAUCUUAUAUAAUAAACAUGUAAUUAAAUAUUAAGUCUGUGUAUACGUUUAAAUCUUACGUUACUUCUUGCAAUUUUGCAAUCUUUGGAAUGUAAUAAUAAAGCUGUAAUUUGUAUA
Messenger RNA from Cataglyphis hispanica, 500 nucleotides. It is a transcript of the gene Sem1, whose product is annotated as 26S proteasome complex subunit SEM1. The transcript has 3 exons. Gene Ontology annotation, biological process: double-strand break repair via homologous recombination; proteasome assembly; mRNA export from nucleus. The coding region runs from base 122 to 349 and encodes 75 amino acids. The record is from RefSeq and is a predicted model, not a curated record. Gene Ontology annotation, cellular component: proteasome complex; proteasome regulatory particle, lid subcomplex. NCBI's taxonomy places the organism in Eukaryota, Metazoa, Arthropoda, Insecta, Hymenoptera, Formicidae.